Messenger RNA from Spinacia oleracea (spinach), 6146 nucleotides. RefSeq lists its product as uncharacterized. Lineage: Eukaryota; Viridiplantae; Streptophyta; Magnoliopsida; Caryophyllales; Amaranthaceae. Gene Ontology annotation, biological process: DNA repair; telomere maintenance. The transcript is spliced from 14 exons. Bases 1 to 5940 code for a protein of 1979 amino acids. The record is from RefSeq and is a predicted model, not a curated record. Gene Ontology annotation, molecular function: DNA helicase activity.
AUGGACGAGAACGAAGAUCAAUGUAUGCAAGAUCAAAGAUCCAUAUGGAGGGAUCAAAAGCGACGACAGAGAAAAUCGCUCACCCCAGAACAAAUAGAUCGUCUAAAUACCAAACGAAGACUCACUUAUGCCUCUGAAAACGAAUCAAAUGCUAUAGCAUCCCCUGAGAGUCAACCCCAAAGGCCAUGUUCAGAAGGGCCUAUGAUUGUUAACAACACUCCCAACACUUUGGGAGCUCGAAGGGCUAUGGCAGACAUCACUAAUCGUGCCAAUAAUGUCACGACAGGAUGUGAAAGACGUGAACUGCAACCUAUUGAUGAACUUCGUUUACUCGAUACUCGGGCAAAUCUAGAAAAUCGAUUUUUUAGCGUCGGUGAAGGUAGGGCAACAAAUCUGACAAUAUCAUACCCAACAUCAAACUCAAGAGAUAUGCCCAAUCGAUUCUUUUGUGUUGGCGAGAGCAGUACAGCCAAUGCACAUAUACCAGACCCUACUUCAGACGAUGGAGACAUGCCGCAUUUUGUUGAGGCGGAGAAUGAAAUACGCAUUCCGGGCCUAUUAUUCAAUGUCGGUGAAUGUCAUGCAGUCGAAACCAACAACAUAUCAAACCCUAUCUCUGAUGAUAUAAGGGUUUGGACAGUAGGGAGAACUGGUUACAGAAAUUGUGCAAGAAAUUACCACGAGAGUCAUGGGGUUCCUAUAUUCAGUUUGCCAUCCAUGAAAACAUGUCCACAUUGCCAGGCACGCCUUUUCCAUUGUGAAUCUACUGAACUAUGUUGCUUAAGCGGGAAGGUUAACUUACCUGAUUUUCCAUUGUCCGCUGAUAUGCUUGAUCUAUAUUCUGAUCAAUCGGAAUAUGGGACUCAUUUUAGGCAAAAUAUUCGUAAAUACAACCACGUAUUUUCAUUCACUUCAAUGGGAGUUCAUUUAGAUGACGAACUAGCAAAUGCACGUCAAGGCGUGUACACAUUUCGUGCACAAGGUUCAAUUUACCAUCGCAUUGGAGGUUUCUUACCUUUGAAUGCAGAAGAUCGUCCCCGGUUUCUUCAACUCUACAUUUACGAUACUGAGCAUGAAAAUGAAAAUCGUGCAGCCGAGAACUCAUCAUUGCGGCUCGAAGUCAUCGACAGAAUCAAGAAUAUUUUGAAUGCUCACAAUCCUUUUGUCCACAAUCUUCGUCAUCUUGCUCAGCGUAGUGACUUAAAUGAUUGCAAAUUUGUCAUCAAAGAGCAACCUACAAAUAAACAUCAAUACUCAAUGCCGACAGCUUCCCAAGUAGCAGCAAUUGUCGUUGGCGGUGAUGACAUUUCCAACUUGAAAGAUAGGGAUAUCAUGAUAGAGUCAGUAACUGGGCAACUGAGUUAUAUCAAAGACACUGCCGGUUAUUAUGACCCAUUGCAGUAUCCUCUACUUUUUCCUUAUGGUUCUUACGGCUGGGAUUUAAACAGUCGAAGUUCCACUGGUAAAAAGUUGACAUGCCGGGAAUUCUAUGCAUACAUGUUUCAGAUGCGUCAAAAUCUUGAUUCUCUAAUCUUGAGAGGCGGUCGUCUACUCCAACAAUUUGUUGUCGAUAACUGUGUAAAAAUGCAAGCCAAUAAUUUGAGGUGGAUUGCACUCAACCAAGAUAAGAUACGUGCUGAUUUAUACAAGGGUUUAGAGGAUUCUUUACAUGCUGGAGAGCAUAACACAGAAAAUGUUGGACGACGGACCAUACUACCAUCUUCAUUCGUAGGAAGUCCAAGAGAUAUGCACCAGAGGUAUCAAGAUGCCAUGGCAUUGGUUCAUAAGUUCGGCAAGCCCGAUUUAUUUCUUACAAUGACAUGCAAUCCGUCUUGGCCAGAGAUACAAUCAGAAUUGUUGGCCGGACAAGUACCAAACGAUCGUCCAGACCUGUUGACACGGGUUUUUCAUGCUAAACUUGAAGAGUUGAAAAAGGAUGUUUUAGAAAGGGGCAUCCUCGGAACGGUUGUUGCUUAUGUAUAUGUGAUUGAAUUCCAAAAGAGGGGUCUUCCGCAUGUUCAUAUGUUAUUGAUUCUUGAUCAGAAUGACAAGCUAACCACUCCGGAUGACUUUGACAAGAUUGUGAGAGCAGUAAUUCCCGAUGAACAAGUGGAACCAAAAUUGUAUAAGGCAGUUCUUAAACACAUGAUUCAUGGCCCAUGUGGUGUUCUCAACCACAAAUCCCCAUGUAUGAAACAAGGAAGUUGUAAGAAAGGAUUCCCCAAGGAAUUCUCCAAUGAUACAAAGCAAGGCAAUGACUCAUAUCCUCUUUAUCGACGUCCACAAGAUCGUCCAGCAGUACCAUUGCGUGAAAAUUCACGAGUUCGUGUAGAUAAUCGGUGGGUAGUCCCAUAUAAUCCAUUUUUGCUCCUAAAAUAUGAUUGCCACAUAAAUAUUGAGAUAUGCAGCAGCAUCAAGUGUGUCAAAUAUCUGUAUAAGUACAUCCAUAAGGGUUCAGAUAGAGUCUCUAUGGAAGUUCAUAACGGAGAUGAGAUUGCACAAUAUGUUGAUGCACGGUGGAUUUGUGCACCCGAAGCUAUGUGGAAACUUUACAAAUUUCCCAUGACUAGAAUGUGUCCUUCCGUAGACCGUUUGCAGCUUCAUUUGCCAAACAUGCAUCAAGUGAGGUUUGAAGCGAACCAACCAAUCUCAAGCGUGUUAGAGAACCCAAGAAACUCUAAGACGAUGCUCACUGAAUUUUUCAAGAUGAAUUCGAUUGAUCCAAAUGCAAGGAGAUAUCUUUAUCGAGAAUUUCUAGAGCAUUACAGGUGGUUAUCGACUUCACGUGAAUGGCAAAAGAGAAAAAGUUCACAACGGGUUUUGGGUCGAUUGUAUGUAGCUUCACCGUUGGAAGGAGAACGGUUUUAUAUGAGAAUGUUACUCAAUCAUGUGAGGGGGCCUACGUCGUUUGAACAUUUAAGAACGGUCAAUGGUGUCAUACACCCAACAUUCAGGGCUGCAGCUGAAGCCCUCGGUCUAAUCGAAAAUGAUGAAAGCAUUCGUCAAUGUCUUUCAGAGGCAUGUUCGGUACGAAUGCCAACUGCAUUACGUCGAUUAUUUGCAACCAUCUUGAUAUAUUGUCAACCAACAGGAUUGCGUUCACUGUGGGAUGAGUUUUUCCCUUACAUGGUUGAGGAUUAUCCAACUUCCAACACAACAAACAAUUGUGUUUUUCUCACUAACAAACUUUUGCAAGACUUGGAUAGGUUAUUACGACCGCUAAGAAAAAAGAUUUCUGACUACACGGAGUUACCAAGUUUACCUGAGAGUACUGAUGACAUAGACGAGCUUCCUUCUAUCAUAGAGGAGUACUUUUCUAUUCCGGUUCCAGAUGAGGAUUUAGCAUGUGUUGCCACUCUCAAUAGUGACCAACAAAUUGCAUACGAUACAAUAAUGAAUGCUGUCAUUUCAAAGGCUGGUUGUUCUUUCUUUGUUGAUGGUCCUGGCGGCACCGGAAAAACAUUUUUAUACAGAGCCCUUCUUGCUACUGUAAAAAGUAGAGGCGAAAUAGCUAUUCCCACUGCAACAUCUGGAAUUGCAGCAACGUUGUUGCACCAGGGAAGAACAUCACAUUCAACUUUUCAGCUUCCACUUAAUCCAGAUAGCUCAUCAACUUGCUCAUUCACCAAACGUUCUAAAACUGCAAUUCUCCUAAAAAAUUCUUCCAUUAUCGUAUGGGAUGAGGCCCCAAUGACACACAGAUAUCAAUUUGAAGCUGUUGAUCGGUCACUCAAGGAUUUAAUGGGGAACGACUUGCCGUUUGGGGGGAAAAUUAUUGUGUUCGGUGGUGAUUUCAGACAGGUUUUACCGGUGGUUCGAAAUGGAACUAGAGCUCAAAUGAUUGACGCAUCUUUUGUCAGGUCCCCUAUGUGGAGACACAUUCGUAUUUUGCAUUUGAGAGAAAAUAUGAGAUCAAUUGAUGAUAACGGCUUUGCUAAUUUCUUACUCUCUGUUGGGAACGGUAAUGAACCUACUGUUUCAGAUCAGAUGAUAAGGUUACCGACUGGCAUGAUUAUACCAACAGUGGCAGAUAGUUCGAUCGAGGCUUUGAUCGACCAGGUCUUUCCAAGUUUAAGUGAGCACGUUGGUGAUGGAAAUUUUAUAGUUGAAAGGGCAAUCAUCACACCUCUAAACGAAGACGCUGAUAGGAUAAAUAAUAAGGUUGUCGAAAAGUUUCUCGGAGAAGGAAAAACGUACUAUUCGUUUGACUCUGUUCCUGAAGAUAAGAGAAAUUUGUAUCAACAAGAGUUUUUGAAUUCGAUUUCUGCGUCGGGAUUACCUCCUCAUGCUCUCACCCUGAAACCUGGGGUACCUUUAAUGCUUUUGAGAAAUAUUGAUCCUAAAAAUGGUCUUUGCAAUGGAACACGGUUGCUUUGCCAUUCAUUAAAGGAAAAUUUCAUUGAUGCUGAGAUAUUAACCGGACAUUCUAGGGGAAACAGAGUGUUUUUGCCAAGAAUUCCCUUGAAAACUGCUGAAGAUAUAAAAUUGCCAUUCGAGAUGGUCAGAAAGCAAUUUCCUGUGAAGUUGAGUUUUGCCUUGACUAUCAACAAGUCUCAGGGACAAACUAUUCCACAUGUUGGCAUAUACCUCCCUGAUCAUUGUGUUACGUCAGCGAUGACAGAGUACCAUUAUCCAACUUUUGAACAUUUAUAUCCUAGCGGGGUACAACGAUAUGAUGUACGAGCCCGACUAAUUCGUAAUUAUGAUAUUUUCAACUACAACCACAAAGGAACAACUAAGAAAGCAUGGAAAAUGCUUUUUGUCGAUGUUGAGGGUGAGGGCAUAAAGUGCAAUAUUUACGAGCCCGCAAUUGAAAAGUUUAUAGGACGGUUUCAAGAGGGAUUCAUUUAUAUACUCCUUGCUGUACAAGUGAUAUUUGCUGAAGGGAAAAACAAAAUUGUCCCCAAUUGGAAACAGAUGAUCAUUAAAGAAGAAACAAAUGUGAUACGUGAAGAGGAGGAUGACAUUUCCAUACCUUCAUUCCACUAUAAUUUGGUUCAUUUGAACAGAUUAAGUUGUCACAUCGACUGUACCAGUAGAGUUUAUGAUGCAAUGGGAUUGGUCCUAUACGUUUCACCAAUUGAGAAUAUUGGUGUAGAUUCAUUCAAGCGAGACGUGGCAAUAAUGGAUACAACCUGGACUGUUAUUAAAUUAACACUUUGGAAUGCUUUUGCGCACGUUCUUGAUGAAAAUCUUAAUCAUGUUGAGAUUUGUCCAAUCAUUGUAGCAUGUGGUCUGCAUGUCAAGAGCUUCUAUGGUACAUAUCUUUCCACGGGAUACUACACUAGGAUUUAUGUUAACCCAGUUAAUGAAAAAACAACAUCCUUAUCUACAUGGUAUACAUCGGAAAAACUGGCAAGGAUAAGGAGAGAUUGGUUUCGUUCAUCGACUUUUUCGCUAAAGUCAUCGAUUGAUAUUUCUAAUACUCCCCGUAUCCGAUUAUCUCAAUUUCCAACUGUGAGAAAUGUACAAUACUGUCGAGUUGCCGCAUAUGCAUGUCGUGUUGAUGAUGUUAAUAACGUCAUUUAUGAAGCAUGCAAUCGUUGCCUAAAAAAGGUUGCCAUUUUUCAAGGACUAUUAAAAUGUCAAUCUUGCAAUAUCAACAACACUGUAACUAUCCCAAGGUUGCUGCUUCGACUUACCAUAUUUGAUAAAAGUGGUAAUUUGAAAGUCACGAUAUUACACGAUCUUGCACAAUACCUUUUAGGUUGUUUAGCUACUGAAGUAAAAUCAGUACUUCAACAGCCUAACGGACGUAAUCGAGUGAUGGAAAAAGUAUUUGCAUGUUUCGGAAACAGAGCUUUUUCAUGGGUGCUACAUCCACCAACUGGAGCUUUUAAUCCUGAACAUUCGUAUACGGUUGGUUAUGUGUUACAUAUCGAUUGGGCGGAGGAGUGCAUGUGGUUAAACAAAUAUAUUGCGAGCAAAAGAAGAAAGUGAUACUCGCUAUUUUGUAUGUUUAAUAACUAUAAGUUUAGUACUUCAAAUUUGGUUUUUCGAUGGGAUGUGUUAGUUGUAUCAAAAUAAUGUUAAGUUUUUUAAAUAGCUUUAAUUGGUCAUAAGAUUCGAUCAUUCGUCAUGUAAAGCUACGAGUAUUAUAUGACCUCAAUAUCACAAAAUAUGGACUUUGCGAAUGAUUUUUAGUG